Molecule: messenger RNA, 465 nt
Organism: Plasmopara halstedii
Lineage: Eukaryota; Oomycota; Peronosporomycetes; Peronosporales; Peronosporaceae
Product: RxLR-like protein
Exons: 1
Coding region: 1-465 (154 amino acids)
Source: RefSeq, a predicted model, not a curated record
AUGCGUCUACAUAGUGUACUACUCUCUACUGCUGUCGUUGCCAUGGUGAUGACGACUGGUGACGGACUCAGCACUUCGCUUGAUUCAUUAACAACUUCUCCGCUUAAAAAAUCAUCUUCUGGAACCGAUAUUGAUAAGGACAAGCGUCGACAUUUGUCUGUACAUAUAGAAGGUACUCAAGGCAUCAAAGACUCGACUGAAGUGGAGGAGCGUUCAUUAUUCGGUAAGAAGAAGCACAAGAAACAUGGGCAUAAACAUGAAGAAGAAGAAGAACCGGCGUCUGGAUCUGGGAGUGCAAGGGAGAGUGAUUCAAGCGAUGAUCAACGUAGAAAUCGGGAUUCCUGGGAUUCCGAUGACUCAAGCGAUGAUCGACGACGAAUCCGUAAUCGGGAUUCUUGGGAUUCUGUUGACUCAAGCGAUGAACCCAAGCCAAAAGAUCGAGACAACUGGUCAUGGCGUGUUUAA